This is a messenger RNA of Syngnathus typhle (broad-nosed pipefish), 1301 nucleotides long. RefSeq names its product ATP23 metallopeptidase and ATP synthase assembly factor homolog (gene atp23). Lineage: Eukaryota; Metazoa; Chordata; Actinopteri; Syngnathiformes; Syngnathidae. The transcript is spliced from 7 exons. The record is from RefSeq and is a predicted model, not a curated record. Gene Ontology annotation, cellular component: extrinsic component of mitochondrial inner membrane. Gene Ontology annotation, biological process: mitochondrial proton-transporting ATP synthase complex assembly; mitochondrial protein processing. The coding region runs from base 1 to 699 and encodes 232 amino acids. Gene Ontology annotation, molecular function: metalloendopeptidase activity.
AUGGGCCAAACGAAGCAGGAGGAAGGAUACGGAUACGAGUUAUUCCCGGAGAGGAACGCGGGGAACAAGAAGGUCUCCGUCGCACAGAGCCUAUUCACGUUCAACCACCAGUGUCAGGUCAUGUUACAGUUAGCCGUGGAAACCAGUCCAUAUGCCAAACUCCUCCUCAGUGCCAUGAAGAAUUCUGGAUGUACAGUGUAUAAAGACCGCCAUUUUGUCUGUGAAGAUUGUGACGGGACGGUCAGCGGCGGAUUCGACGCAGCCACGUCCCAAAUUGUCUUAUGUCAAAACAACAUCCACCAGCAGUCGCACAUGAACCGGGUGGUUACGCACGAGCUCAUCCACGCCUUCGACCAUUGUCGGGCCCAUGUGGACUGGUUUAACAACUUCAGACAUUUAGCGUGUUCUGAGAUUCGUGCGGCCAACCUGAGCGGCGAUUGCUCCUUCUCCACUGAGGUGGCCCGAUUCCACUUCGGCACGAAGCAGCAUCACCAGGAAUGCGUCCGCGGCCGCGCCCUUCGCUCCAUCCUUGCCGUGAGAAAAAUCAACCGGCAGGAGGCGGAGAAAAUUGUGGACGAGGUCUUCGACACGUGUUUCAACGACCACGCGCCCUUCGGUCGGAUCCCGCAUGGAAAGAAGGACGCCAACUUUGCCCGCAGGGAUUACGACAACAGGGAGCGGUAUUAUGCAAAUCUUUAGACGACACUCUCCGCAUCCUAAUCGCAAUGUCACCCAGCAACGGAGAAAUAGACUCCAAAUCGGGCUCUCAUUAAAAGUCACACGUACACACACGGCGAACAUGAUGAGGUUUAAUUUAAGGGAGCUUAGAGAGACGAUGACAACAAGCUUGUCGGGAAAAUGAAAAGGAGAGACGGAGAAUUAGACUCCUUUUUGGAUUAGUUUACUAAACAAAUAGUGCAAAACAACAGAUUUACCGCCACAAUUUUAGACUCAUCAAAUGCUCGCUGUCAAACAUAUUUUCAUCACUCGGGCAGUCCAAACUUUACAUGCAGUAUUUGUUUUGUUUUGUUUGCAGCGUUGUUCCCCGCGCAUAACAUUCAAGUUGCAUUAUUUAUAAAUAUUGAAGUCGUUCUAUUAUUCAAAAUGUUUACCUGUCAUGAACUUUUCAAAAUUGAGAGUGUGCCUCUUAAGAUUCAAUUAUUUUAUUCCUAAAAUCAACGUCAUGAUUUUUUAAAAUUAAUUCAUCGCUACAUACAUAUUUGUUAGUAUAUUCAUUAUAAGUAAUCAAAUAAAAUAACUCGAAAAAUGCCGACACGUUAAAAAUAUUUUAUUCAAUAAUU